AGAUAGCCACAUUGAUCUUUACGUCUAAAUACUCUUUUAAAAACUCGGGUGAACGGACUGGCGAAGAAGCAGGUGUCACAACAAAAGGUGACAUCGACUGACAAAGAGGAAGGAAGUUGUUUUCACGAGUCACGACUGGCAGUGGCGACACCGAUCAGAAUGCGGGCAGAUUUGACGAUGAGAAAUUGAGAAUUUAGAGCUCCUUCCACUUCGAUUCGGUUACCUAAUUUAACUAAUUUCUCCGUACACAACUCUGUUUCCAUUUUACGGCGUUUACCGCCAUGGAAGCCACCGACGACGCAGAAUCCCCCGCACUGAUUGUUCCUGAAGAUAACUAUGAAAUGUGUUUGCCUUUACCAUCCUGAGUUCAUUCAAUUAUUAGUUUCAUUGAUAUUAUCUAAUUUCCUUUACCAGGCCUCCGCAAAGUUAGCGAGAACUGUUAACUGGGGUACAACAACUGUUAUUGGAAUAUUUGCUGGCAUGUUAUACGGCGGUAGUAAGGAGGCAGCUGCUUCUAUUAGCAAGGACGCAGAAGUGACUUUGAAGCUUGGAAGUACAGAAGACAAACGUGAGCAAUAUCGUUUGAUGAAAGAUGCUAUGGAGAAAUGGUUCAUUAGGGUUACACGGGGCUCAAUAGUUGGAGGAGUAUGCCUUGGAAUGUUCACAGCUACAUUUUAUAGCUUACAAAAUCUACUUGCAGAGCAGCAAGGUGUGCAUGAUGUUUUUAAUAUUGUUGGUGCUGGUUCAGCUACUGCUUCAGCUUUUGGUUUAACAUGUAUUUUCUGGCUAAAAUUGAGGGACUUGAGCAAAAAUCUGAUUCAGAGGCUGAGAAAGAACUGCAGAUGCUGUUGGAUUCUGACCCUCCUGCACUUGAAGUAGAUUUUCUGGAGCUACAGAAGCUCAAUUAGUGCGCUCUCAAUUGCAUUGGAAAGUAGACAUCUUGGGCUUUCCAUCAAUGUAUAAUAGUUUAUAAUUUGCCCGAGAUUUGACGGCCCAAAGUGGCGUCCAAACGCCUACCAGAGACCCAUUUUUCGGCGUAAAAUGCCAGAACUCGCACCAGAACUGGAGUUAAACGCCCAAACUGGCAUCCAAGCUGGUGUUUAACUCCAAGAAGAGCCUAUGCAUGUGAAAGCUUCAAAGCUCAGCCCAAACACACACCAAGUGAGCCCGGACAUGGAUUUCUGCACUAACUGCACUUAGUUACUCAUUUUCUGUAAACCCUAGUAACUAGUUUAGUAUAUAUAAAACUUUUUACUAUUGUAUUGGGAGUCUUUGAAACCUUUUAUCGUUUAUCAUGCCA
Arachis duranensis is the source of this 1300-nucleotide messenger RNA. RefSeq lists its product as uncharacterized. Bases 337 to 879 code for a protein of 180 amino acids. Gene Ontology annotation, cellular component: mitochondrion. NCBI's taxonomy places the organism in Eukaryota, Viridiplantae, Streptophyta, Magnoliopsida, Fabales, Fabaceae. The record is from RefSeq and is a predicted model, not a curated record. The transcript has 4 exons.